Molecule: messenger RNA, 2131 nt
Organism: Xiphophorus couchianus (Monterrey platyfish)
Lineage: Eukaryota; Metazoa; Chordata; Actinopteri; Cyprinodontiformes; Poeciliidae
Gene: pls3
Product: plastin 3 (T isoform)
Exons: 16
Coding region: 180-2048 (622 amino acids)
Biological process (GO): actin filament bundle assembly; actin filament network formation
Cellular component (GO): cytoplasm; actin filament bundle; actin filament
Molecular function (GO): actin filament binding; calcium ion binding
Source: RefSeq, a predicted model, not a curated record
GCCUUCCAUAGAGCCUGUGAGGUGAGGUCAUCAUCAGGGCGGGGACAAAAUUCCUGCUCUCUACUUUUGUCUCUACGUGGAGGAGGCAGGGCUGCAAAGCUGGACGCUGUCUGGGAUUUCUGGAGCACCGACAUCUCGCAUCUUCCUCCGACUGACCACGUCUGGUCACUCACAGAAAAAUGUCCAUAAAAAUAACGCAAGAUGAGGCGGAGGAGAUGAGGGCGAUGUUCGACAGUAUUGAUCUGGACAAAAAUGGAUUUAUUUCUGAUAAUGAGCUCGGCGAGCUUCUUACACAGAGCGGCCACCCCCAACCAGGAUACAUGAUCCGGGAAAUCCUGCAGAAACUCGACCGCGACAAGGACAACAAAAUCAGCUUUGAAGAGUUUUUGUCGAUUGUCAAGGAGCUGAAGGGCAGUCAAGUUGCAAAAACAUUCCUCAAGGCCAUCAACAAAAAGGAGGGCAUCCUGGCGAUUGGCGGGACAUCGGAGCUGUCGAGCGAAGGCACACAACACUCGUACUCUGAGGAGGAACGAUACGCUUUUGUGAACUGGAUCAACACAGCUCUGGAAAAGGAUCCCGACUGUCAACAUGUCCUGCCCAUGGAUCCCAACACAGACGCUCUCUUCAAGACUGUGGGAGACGGCAUUGUGCUCUGCAAAAUGAUCAACCUGUCAGUUCCAGACACCAUUGACGAGAGAACAAUCAAUAAGAAGAAGCUGACCCCAUUUACAACACAAGAAAACCUGAACCUGGCUCUGAACUCGGCGUCUGCCAUCGGCUGCCAUGUGGUGAACAUCGGCGCUUUGGACCUGAAAGAAGGGAAGCCCCAUCUGGUGCUGGGCCUCCUGUGGCAGAUCAUCAAGAUUGGCCUCUUUGCCGACAUCGAGCUCAGCAGAAAUGAAGCCCUUGCGGCCUUGCUGAGAGACGGAGAAACCCUGGAGGACCUGAUGAAGCUGUCGCCGGAGGAGCUGCUGUUGCGCUGGGCCAACUUUCACCUGGAGAACGCUGGCUAUCCAAAGAUCAACAACUUCAGUUCAGACAUCAAGGACUCAAAGGCCUAUUUCCACCUUCUGAAUCAAAUCUCCCCUAAAGGCACAGAGGAGAAUCGGCCACGCAUCGACAUCAACAUGGCAGGCUUCAGCGAGAAAGAUGACUUGAAGAGGGCAGAAGCCAUGCUGCAGCAGGCCGACCGGCUCGGCUGUCGACAGUUUGUCACCCCGACUGACGUCGUCAGCGGGAACCCCAAACUCAACCUUGCCUUUGUGGCCAAUCUGUUCAACAAAUACCCAGCGCUCACCAAACCGGAGAACGAGGACAUCGACUGGGACCUUCUGGGGGGCGAGACGAGAGAAGAGAGAACAUUCAGAAACUGGAUGAACUCCCUCGGCGUGAGCCCCACUGUGAACCAUCUGUAUGUAGAUUUGCAGGAUGCCAUGGUCAUCCUUCAGCUCUACGAGAGAAUCAAAGUGGAUGUCGAUUGGAACAACAAGGUCAACAAGCCGCCUUAUCCCAAACUGGGAACAAAUAUGAAAAAGUUGGAGAAUUGCAACUAUGCAGUGGAGCUGGGCAAAACAACCAAGUUUUCUCUUGUUGGCAUCGGUGGGCAGGACUUAAACGAUGGCAAUCCUACCCUGACUCUGGCACUGGUGUGGCAGCUCAUGAGGAGAUACACAUUGAAUGUACUGGAGGAACUGGGUGAUGGAGAGAAAGUAAAUGAUGACAUCAUUGUAAAAUGGGUGAACAAAACAUUGGCAGAGGCUGGAAAAUCUACCAAGAUCUCAAGUUUUAAGGACAAGGAGAUAAGCAGCAGUCUGGCAGUUCUGGAGCUGAUUGAUGCCAUUCAACCUGGGAGCAUCAACUUCGACCUGGUUAAAACCGGCAGACUCUCUGAAGACGAGAAACUGGACAACGCCAAAUAUGCCAUUUCUAUGGCGAGGAAGAUCGGCGCUCGUGUCUACGCCCUGCCAGAGGACCUGGUGGAGGUCAAGCCAAAAAUGGUGAUGACGGUCUUUGCCUGCUUGAUGGGACGAGGGAUGAAGCGCGCCUAAGCGAGCUGCUUGGAUCACAGGGACACUUAACACUUCCCCCCCCAAAAAAAAAAACAAUUAGCAUUUUGAAAGAGCUUCCUCAA